GGCAAGCGAAAAAAGUAUUAAAACGAAAAUCGGAAUACUCUUAUAAUAACGUUUAUACUUUGGUAGUUUAAUAAUUUUAAAUGAGUUCUACUUUUGUAACAAGGAUUGAGAGUGUUUAUUAGGGUGAAAGCAAAGAAUAACUUCAGUCCUGACGUCACCGCAAAGAUGCGCGUUGACAUAGUUCUUUGGUCAAAAUAUUGACACGCGCUGUAUCGUAUCUCAGUAGCAAUGUGCAAGGAAGAGUGCGAGUCGGCAGUAUGAAACAGCUAAUUAAAAUAUUGUUUUUUCUUGUAUUACUAAUCUUCAUAGUGCAUAUGAACGCUGACGAUGAUAUACAAAAGUCUCCUCUGCUGAUGCCAGAUGUACAACCAAAAGUCUGGAAUUCGAACCAAAUGCAUCUAUGCACACAGCACAUCAUAUGAUGAUCUUUGGCUGUGACCUGCCUGGACAGAUUCAGGCGGAUAACUCCAGGCUGGUAUGGGAUUGUGGACAGAUGGGAGGUCAGCGUUCUGGUUACCUGCGAGGACCAGCCUGUUCCAGUGGGUUCCAGGUCAUCUACGCCUGGGCUAAAGAUGCACCACCUCUUGAGCUACCCAACGAGGUUGGCUUUAAGGUUGGCAAUAGUAGUGGAAUCAAUUAUUUGGUACUUCAAGUCCAUUAUGCUGAUGUUGAUAAAUUUUUAAAUGGAGGGACAGAUAAUUCCGGUAUAAUUAUUUCUCUACUACCAGGAACAACUAAUAAGGUGACAAAACCUGCAGGUGUCUACGUCCUUUCAACCUAUGGAAGAAUUCGAGCUGGCGAGGAAGAGCAUUUCGAAGCGGCUUGCACAUUUAAUGAGCCUGUUGUUAUUCAUCCUUUCGCUUUUCGAACACAUACGCAUUCACUGGGUAAGGUUGUAUCCGGUUACAAAAUUGAUAAAAGUGGAAACUGGACCCUUAUUGGAAAACGUAAUCCUCAAGAUCCCCAAAUGUUCUAUCCCGUAGAAGACAAGAAUUUGACCAUUGGAUACGGAGAUAUAAUGGCUACCCGCUGCACUAUGUACAAUUUCCGAGACACAGACACAUAUAUAGGAUACAGUAGUGACGAUGAAAUGUGCACCUACUAUAUAAUGUACUACAUUAAUGCUGAUCGAACGUUGUCCAAGAAUAUCUGCUUCACAAGUGGACCUCCUGACUACUAUUGGUCCACUGAUUCAAACAUUAACUAUGUUCCUUGGAGUAUAGACAUAAGCGCUAGCUCAUUAGAAGAUUAAAAGAAAUUUUGAGCGCUUGAAGUUUGGAACUAGAGAGUGGAAUUUUUGUCACCGUAAAAGAAGCAACUUCAUUCAAUAUUGUUUUGAAGAAAUUUGGUGUACAACAAUUUCUUCCAUUCUCAAAUUUUUAAACUUUGCUGUCUUGGUUUCAAGGAUAUUAUUCAAUUUUUAAAUAGUUUCACUUAAGGAUAUUUUACUGUAGUGGAGACAACUAUGCAAACUUCAGUAAUGGUGACUUAACAUUAUCUUUAAUAGUACUGUAUACUUAAUCGCUUUGAUCUCAUUUUCUUGUGAAAAUAGUGCUACUUUAAGAAUGAUAACUGCAUAGCAUUUGUACUUUCAAAACCUUUUGCUUAAAUGAUUUAUUAAAGCAGCAUAUUAUUUUAAUGCAUAA
This is a messenger RNA of Stegodyphus dumicola, 1646 nucleotides long. Its product is annotated as peptidylglycine alpha-hydroxylating monooxygenase-like. Gene Ontology annotation, biological process: peptide metabolic process. The record is from RefSeq and is a predicted model, not a curated record. NCBI's taxonomy places the organism in Eukaryota, Metazoa, Arthropoda, Arachnida, Araneae, Eresidae. Gene Ontology annotation, cellular component: membrane; extracellular region. Gene Ontology annotation, molecular function: copper ion binding; oxidoreductase activity, acting on paired donors, with incorporation or reduction of molecular oxygen, reduced ascorbate as one donor, and incorporation of one atom of oxygen.